Molecule: messenger RNA, 291 nt
Organism: Schistosoma turkestanicum
Lineage: Eukaryota; Metazoa; Platyhelminthes; Trematoda; Strigeidida; Schistosomatidae
Source: the annotation of a GenBank genome assembly
AUGCAACAACAUCAUGUAACAUCAUAUGUAACAUCAUCAUGUAACAUCAACAUGUAUCAUCAAAAUGUAACAUCAACAUGUAACAUACUCAUCAAUCAUCAUCAUGUAACAACAGCAUGUAACAUCAGAAUUUUACAUCAUCAUGUCACAACAACAUGUAACAUGAAAAUAUAUCAUCAACAUGUAAGAUCCUCAUGUAAUAUCAUCAUGCAUCAACAUCAUGUAAUAUCAGUAUAUAACAUCAUCAUGUAUCAUCAACAUAUAACAACAAAAUGUAACAUCAACAUGUAA